AUGUCGCAAAAAAAUUUACCCACUGCUGUAGGAAAACUCGGGCUAUCAUACUUAGACACAGUUUUAAAAAAAUUUUCACAAUACAUUUGGAAACAUUGUCUAAAAUGGAAAGAGCGUGUAUCUUACAUGGAAGGCAAGAACCUUUCGGAUGGAUCUAUAGACUCACAGAUCGAGAAAAUGUCACUCGCAUUCACACGAAGGCAGGCCCUAGAAUUUCUUGGUGCGCAAUCAAUUAAUGUCCCUACUCUGCAGGGGCCUCGAAAAAAUAAUAUGAUGUUCGGCAUUACGUUUUGA
This is a messenger RNA of Acaulospora morrowiae, 294 nucleotides long. The record is from the annotation of a GenBank genome assembly. Lineage: Eukaryota; Fungi; Glomeromycota; Glomeromycetes; Diversisporales; Acaulosporaceae.